Sebastes umbrosus (honeycomb rockfish) is the source of this 1637-nucleotide messenger RNA. RefSeq names its product regulator of G-protein signaling 20-like. The transcript is spliced from 6 exons. The record is from RefSeq and is a predicted model, not a curated record. NCBI's taxonomy places the organism in Eukaryota, Metazoa, Chordata, Actinopteri, Perciformes, Sebastidae. Bases 231 to 896 code for a protein of 221 amino acids.
CAUGCGCAAAGAGAACACCAUCCAACCAACCGGUUUGUGUCAAGUCGAGGCUGGACGGAUGAUGUGAUCGAGCCAAAAAAAAUCACCUGUAUUCUGGCAUUCAUGGUGACACAACUGCGAGAAGAGAGGAAGAGGAGGAGAGACUGCUGGAGGAGGAGGAGGGCGGUUGUUGCUCACCACCACAAUUUGGCUUUUGUUGCAUGAAUUCAGCAUGAUCCGACAAACCGUCCAUGGGCUCGGAGCGGAAGGAGAUGCGUAAGAGACAGAUGCAGGUUCAUCAGGAAGCAGCUGCCAGUGUCCUCCAAGCGCACCACAGAAUGGGAAACACCCCCACCAACGCCUCAAACGCCUGCUGCUUCUGCUGGUGCUGCUGCUGUAGCUGCUCCUGUCUGACUGUUCGGAGCGAGGACGAGACGAUACAGAGGUCCAACUUUGAGCACAGAACAGAGGGAACCGCUAAUUGUGAAGAAAGCCCGAAGCCCACUCUGGAUGACGCUCGCUCCUGGCCGUUGUCGUUUGAGAAGGUGAUGAAAAGUGCAGCGGGUCGCAGCUGCUUCAGGCAGUUCCUGCGGACGGAGUUCAGCGAGGAGAACAUGAUGUUCUGGCUCGCCUGCGAGGACCUCAAAAAGGAGACCAACAAGACUGUGGUGGAGGUGAAAGUCCGUCAAAUAUACGAGGACUUCAUCUCAAUCCUUUCCCCUAAAGAGGUCAGUUUGGACUCACGUGUUCGAGAGGUGAUAAACCGCAACAUGCUGGAGCCGACCUCGUGCACGUUCGACGACGCCCAGCAGCAGAUCUACACGCUGAUGCAGAGAGACUCGUACCCCCGCUUCAUAAACUCGUCUGCGUACACAGAUCUGCUGAAGAGCCUGGAGGAGCCUCCCCCCGAGCCAUAGAGACUCUCCACCGCCACACACACCUAGCUUUUCAAACUGGCGCAUGCGUCCCACCCGAAAGGAGUUUUGUGUUCCUGUUGGAGUCUAUUUAGAGAAAGACAGACGGGAACAAAUGAACACUACUUAAAAACCGGUCUUUAUCCUGCUGUUUUAUUUACCUAUGAUUAGCUUACCAAACUACUGGGAGCAAACAAGAACAAAAGCUAGGUCCGGCAUCAGUUACCUGUUGGAAAACAUAUCUAUAUUUUUAUAUAUAAUUCCCUAGCGCUUUGACAUUGCACUUUUCUACCUUGUUUAAUGAGGGAAAGCAUGAAUCUGUGAGCACUGCAUUUGUAUUUAGGUAUAUUGUGCGCCUUAAUGCAUAUCCAGUUCUUGUAGAAACUAAUAGGUUUUAUUUAACAGUAACUUAAGAAGAAGGAAAGUGCCUUGGAAUAAGAUCUUCUACACUAGCACCUUUCUAACAUGAACGGUGCCACAAUGACUUCAUACGUUGGUGCUUUCAGCUCUUCUCAAAGAUAAAAACGUUUUUACAACUCAAUGAGCUGAUACCCGGAAAUAGAUCUUGUCUGUGUGUUUAAAUACUGUGAUAUUAGUCAUAUUAUAUUUAAUUUAAACAAAACAAGGGGGGGAAAACUGAAUACAUGACCAUGACCACUGAUAUAUUUGUGUAUUUAAAAAAGGAAUUUGUGUGAAAUAGCUAUUUGAAUUCUCACAAAUUAAAUAAAGCACAAUCGUAUGUUG